This is a messenger RNA of Pseudomassariella vexata, 5115 nucleotides long. RefSeq lists its product as uncharacterized. The coding region runs from base 1 to 5115 and encodes 1704 amino acids. Gene Ontology annotation, molecular function: DNA binding. The record is from RefSeq and is a predicted model, not a curated record. The transcript has a single exon. NCBI's taxonomy places the organism in Eukaryota, Fungi, Ascomycota, Sordariomycetes, Amphisphaeriales, Pseudomassariaceae.
AUGGCGAGCUUCAUCGACCUCAUGUCGUCGCCAGACCCCCUGAUAGACGAAGAGAUACCGAGCUCCAUGCGCCGAUCCACCCGCCGUACAGCCAACAGCUCGGCACGUUCGCAAUACUCGUCACUGUUCGUGCCGGAGACCACACCCCGGACCCGCGUUUCGUCCACCGGCAAGUCGCCCCGGAAACAGACGUUUGAGCUUGAUGUCGGCAAUGAGCUGGCGCCGCAGAGGAUACUCGUUACCGUCGAAGCCGAAGAUUUUGCCAAGAGCCAGGGCGCCACAAGCCGCCGUCUCUUUACUUCGUCACCAUCGCGCAGCGUUAGCCGCAGGAGGGAAACGGGUACGACAACAACAACAACAACAACAGUUCCGCUACGAGGCUUGACAGACGAUGAAGGGGGUGAUAAUGGUGAGGAGGCACCGACACCGCGACGCCGUGGACGUCCGCCGGGGAGCAAAAAUGCGACGCCAAAUCCUAGGGGGAAGAAGCGUGCGGGCACCCCCAUGCGCAAGACUCCGGCACAAAGACAACAGCGCCACGGCGAUGCUGAGUCCGAGGCCAGCAUUUUCGGCGAUGCGCUGAUGGAGACGGAUGGGAAUGUUGGUACGGAGGCUAUGUCCAAGCUCAAGAGCACGGCGAAAAGACCCAAGAAAGCAGCCACUCCGGUGGUGCCAUCGAGUCAGCCGACUGGGAGGAAACGAGGACGACCGAGGAAGGCGUCGAUGCCCCAAGAGGUGGCCAUUCUGACGGAUGCUAUCAGCGAAGCUGAAGAUAAAGGCGUGGGUCCGAAUAUGUUGCAGGAGCAAACGGGCGGCGAAGGACCUUCUGAGGCUAGCACUACAAGAACUAAACGGCCCGAAGGUGAAACCCAUGCGACAGAGGAAAUGGAUGCUCCUACGUUACCAUCCUUUGAUUCACCGCCACAGCCGGACAUCAAUUACACCUUUACAGAACAUGACGGACAGCGACCAGAAUCCGGGCAAGAACCUGAGCCGAACGAAGCAUCGGGGCAUGAGGCUCGGUGGGACGGUGGAGACGCAGAUUUGUUCGAGGAUUUUAUGACGGAGCCUCACAGUGACCUGGAAUCCUUAUCGGGCCAAGCUAGAGAAGGGACUUACAAUGGUCAAGAUAAUAAUACUCUGGAUCAUGCCUCGGACUUCAGUAUGAUUGCAGUCGAGUCUCUACCAUCCUUUCAAGCUUCAUUUCAGAGCAACCAGAGUGGUCUCAUUCCGGGCUACCACGAUGCCGACAACGCCGGGGAUGAGACGAAUAUGAUGAUAAAUCAGACUAUGGCAUCUUUGAGAAACAGCACCCAUAGCCAGUCAGAAAUGAGAGCAAGUACCCAGAGCCAAUCAGCCCUCAGAAGCAGCACUCGGAGCCAAUCAGGCCAGGAGACGGGAGACACAGUUAGCAGAGGGCGAAUACCAGCGUACCAAAGCUCUCCCAUGCUACCAGGGAACAUGGCCGCGCCAGACUCGGUUGUGUCAAGUCGUCAAGCAUGGUCGAGAAGUCCAUCACGAAGUCCAAGAAGGCAAAAGCAAACGCCCUUGCCAUUGAGCAGACAAGUGUUCGUUAGCAAAGCACCCGCCACAGACCCUCGAACAGAGGACUCCUUUUCGAGUGUUCCGGACAGCGUCCUCAAGGCAGCUACACCCCGAAGAUUGACAAUGAAGCCCACAGACCCCACUACGGAAAACAAGGACACCAGCAUGUACGACGACUCUUUUUCAGAAAUACCGGAUGAGGUGCUCGAGGCAGCUACCCCUCGACCACGUCCACGCCCGGCAAUCCAGCAACUAUCAAGCCAAGACGAAAGUCCUGCUAGCUCAACAGCUGGAAGAGAAGCUACAUCGGCCAGUAAGACAGCCAACUCGUUCGGAUCUAGUAGACUACCCACUCCUGACGAUACGUCCUCUUCGGCCGCAGGUUCUAAGAACACCACCCAAGACGGCAUGACGCAACAUGUGGACGAAUCACAAGCAGCUAUUCCAAACACAUCUGAUCUUAAUAUCCGGUCAUCCCCGCCGGCAAUCAAGCAAACCAUUUCUAAACCCAUACAAACAGAGCAAGACCUGGCAGGGACUCCGUCGCCUCCUGCCUCAUCUCCCCCCCUACCUGCUGCCAGAUCAGAAUCUCCAGACCUAGCACAAGCCCAAGGUCCGCUGCUCCAGCCGCCGGCGCCUGUCAGACGCCCAACUCUGUCCCCGAUUGUCCGGGUGGGCAGAACACUACAAAGCGUCAUGACGGACCGAUCGUCUCCUGACGGCCGUGAGAGCAGCUUGGGAAGUCCGUUUCGAGGAUCAUCAGUGGUCAACGAGUCGCGCCAAUCCUCGGUUGCUAAAUCACCAAACAGCGAUGGUCAAACCUUGUUGUCCCAAAAUGGCACCCACUCGACCUUCAAUGCCAUAGCGUCAUUUGCGCAAAGCAUCAAAUCCAACUUUAGCCAAAGCCAAAGCCAACUACAAGCAACUGGUCCUCGUGACAUACUAGGCAAUGUGGAGGAUCCCUUCGGCCCGGACAUGCAUGGCCAUUCCCAAACGGAAUCGUUGCGAAUGUCGGCUUAUGACCAAAGAAACCAGGGCGAGACUCCUCGACCUGGACAGCCAAUCAAGUUUCCUUUGGUGACGAGUUCUACCAGAGCUGCGCCGGCGACAAGUGAUGAUAUGGGCUCUGCGGCGAACGAGAGUAGUCCGGCGCAACAGAAGGGGAGGCGCUUGUCCAUAUCAAGACCUUUUCAUUCCAUAAACUCGAGUCUCUUUGGUACUCGAGGAUCCAAUGGUACCCAAGUUAUGGACUUUGGGGUUGCAGAGGACUCACAGGGAGCGCAGCAUAUCGAGGAGCGAGGGGAUCCCGAGACGAACAUGGAGGAUGCGAAUGAUCUAGAGAGACAAGACGAAGUUGCGUAUGAAGCUGAAGAUGACAGCGGCAACCGGUCUGAUGACGAGGGAGAAGAAGAAGAGGUCGACCUUUGGGAUAUUGAAGCUUCCCGGUCGACGCCUCGGCCUGCCGAAGUUGUUCGGGCGGAAGCACAAGCCCGCAGGCAGUCGCAAGGUAAACCGCAAGGACAAGUGCAGACAAAAGUACCCCCUCCGCGCCGCAGCAAACUUCCGAGCCCCUGGAGAAAGAGCACGAGACGUCUGAUUUACCAAGACGAAGUUCGGAGCCCUGCCCAGAUCGAGAUCGAGGCUGAAUACAGUCCUGAAAGCGUGGGUGACGACGAGUUUUUCUUGCUGAAGGAAAUCGCCAACCCCACUGCUCAACCGAAGGCACAGGAAGCCAUGGAGGCUGCGCGGGCGGCUGAGUAUGAACCUGAGGACUAUCCAAUAGAAGCUCGGCAUGAUGAAGAGAUCCCUGAAUCUGAGGGCCAUGAAAUGGUGCAUCAACAGGAGGAGGAUAUCCCCGAACCUGCGGACUAUAGAACCGCAGUUGAGCAAGAUGAGGAUACCCCUGAACCUGCGGACUAUGGAAUCGCAGUUGAGCAAGAUGAGGAUACCCCUGAACCUGAGAAUUAUUCCAAGGUAUAUGAACAGUAUGAUGUCAUGCCCGAACCUAAGGAUCAUCCCAUGCCACAUCAGCAGGAUGACGACUUGCCCGGAUUUGAAGAUCACCUCAUGUCACCUCAGCAGGAUGACAUCCCCGAACCCGAAAAUUAUUCCAAAGUGUCUCGGCAUCAGGACCGGGCAAAGCCGCAGCAGGAAGCCCGCGAGAGAAGUGAUAUUACCCAGUAUUCCAUGCUAUCAGAACGGGAGGGAGACACUGAGGAAUACUCCAUGGUGCCGAAGCAGAAGGAAAAGGUACCAACAACACAAGAGAAGCCGGCGUCGGCUAAGUCAAGAUUCAGCGCCUUCAACAUCCUGUCCUUCUUCUCCUCACCCGCACCUUUGCCACAAGGCAAUGGUGAAAACGCGCCCAAGGCCGUCGCAAAACCUACACCUCGGACUCGGCCAGCACAGAACACUGAGGAACCGCGAUCGGUACUACGAGCUCCCGGCCUCUUUCCAUCCAUUCCCCAGAAGUUCUUCAAUCCCAGCCCGGAGCGCCGCGUUGACCUGUUCUCUCCUGGCAGUGCUCUCAAGUCAAACGACACAGUUGCAGACACAUACGCACCGUCGCCCUCUACCCCAGAGCGGCAGGAAUUCCCUCACAUCCCCCAGAAACAAAACUUCACGCCGCUGUCGCGCCAAUCGCGCAACACGGCUUCACUUUUCACACCUAGUAGGCAGACAACGCCCGUCAGUCCGGAGAAACCAAGUUACGAUGAUGACAUGCACCAACCACAUGGCGACCAGAAUAUUGGCGAGUCAUCCAUCCUGAGCGUCGAAUCGGAGUAUGAGCGCUUACCGCCGCGCGCCAAACCAUCCAAGUGGGACAGGACUCUUUCCCCAACCAAGUCGUGCAUGCGCUCGCCCUUGAAGCCGCGCACUCCUGGCCGCGUCGUCGAGUUCUCGGCUGCCACGCUAAACCCCCUGGCACAGGCUCAAAUGCGGACUGAGCAGCGAAACGUCCCGAGUUUGUCUCUGGGUAAUCGCACAUUGUCGCAGAAUCAACCACUGCUGUUGCCCGUCGUGCAUGAGGACCAAAACAAAGAAAAAGAGAAGCGGGGUGGGACUGAGAGCCGUCUCUCCAUCUCCAACUCAUCCAACUCAUCCAAUUCAUCCACUACUGACUUCACCUCUGCCCCCCCUUCUUCGGCCCCGAGUCGCAACACCCGACCCAAACCCUCUACCUCCUCCACUUCCACAUCGAAUUCCAAAUCCUCCACCUCAUCUUUCCUCAGCCCAACAACUUGGAGAAAACAGCAUUGGGUCCGACUUGACGAGAUGUUACAGCUCCGGCGCCGUGACCCCCUGCUCUUCCAGCAGCGCUGCCCCCUACCCACGAAGGACAAGCGCCGGACCCAGGCCAUCCUGGGGAAAGAGGUCAGCGCCCAGGGCGAGCGCAUGAUCCUCGAGCCCUGGCACCUCGAUAUCGUCGAGGCGUUUCGGUUCGAGGUCGGCGGGUGGGACGAAAGAGUAUUGGCGAAGAGAUUGUUUGCGCUUGUGGUCGGGGAGGAGAGGAGACGGAAGGGGAUUAUUAAGGGUGGGGAGAGGAAGAAGCUGCAGCAGCAGCAGUAG